AGCUGUUUUGUACGUUCUACAUUCUGAUCCGAGGAUCAGCUGGAGGAAGCAAUAACAGAGGGAAAAUCUGCAGGGGAAAAAAUCGAACAAGAGGGAAAAAACUGCAGAUGUUAUACUCUGAACAUCAAGUGUAAAUUCAAGUUUUACACGAAGCCCCUUCUUCUAAGAAGAAAGCCUUUUUUUAUUUUGUAUUAUGGUGUUUUAACUACCUCACUUAAAAGGCAACCUAAAGCUAUGCUUUAAGAAUUAUUGUCGUUUCUACUUUGUGUGAGAUCAUCACGUUUACAAUUUGAAAUAUAUUGCUAAUACAGGCCUUUGCAGCGAUACCAAGUAAAACCUUACAUUUGCACUAAGGAAGCCUGUCGAGUCCUGUAAGAAAAUCAACCUACGAGAUCAAGACAAGAAAAGGGUUGAAGCAAAGAGAGGCCAAGAAAACCGUGCUCACUUUCCUGACCUGGCAACUGUUUGACAAAGCGAAAUAAMGAACUAAAUAAGACUACAAAAAUACUUAAUAAGUAGCAAAAACACACAAAGGCAGCUAGCUAUACCUUGAGAACUACAACUAUACACAGAACCUGACUUCCGCGAUCCCUGACCCUUGACUUUUUACCCAUUGACGUGUACCCGACCAACCAGCCUAGCCAUGUUCCAAGCUCUGAGCAGCCUGUUCUUYGGAGAGGUGGAGGAGGUGGCCGCAGAGAUCAAGGGGCCCAACCCCUGUGUGACCGACGCUGACGAGGAAGGAUGGAUGCUGGUCAACCUGCCCGAGGGAGCCACGGCCGAGACCAGCCCCAUGGAGGAUCUGCUUAUAGAGCACCCCAGCAUGUCCGUCUACGUCUCCCCUAGCAACCUGUCCAUGAUCUCCAACGGCAACCUGUCCAUCGUCGGGGAGGAAAGCAUCACCAGCCUGACAGGCAGCAUGAGCAGGGUGGCAGAACCAGCCGCUACCUCUGCCGUCCAUAAUACCAUGCACAGGGUGACCCGAGGAGCCGCUGCCCAGGCUGACCUGGCCAAGGUGACCCAGGUGGCCAGGGUUCAGAGGGGCAAGGCCCGCAUUGAGAGGCGCCUUGGACGCAACCGCAUCCAGCGCCAGAACCGCACUAGGGAGCAGGUUCCCCGCCACGCAGCCACGCCUAGAAAACACUACCUGCACCAGCCCUGCCAGCGUAACAUCUGCCACUGAGCUUCCACAAACACAGGGAGCCAUUUACUCUGAGGGCAUUAGUGGUUAUACUCCCCCUUACAUAUAUACAGGUAGAUUUAUAUGGCACACACACCAUAUAUCAUCAUGUCGACAAAUAUGUAAAUACACAUGCACACAACGUACACGCAAUCAU
This is a messenger RNA of Salvelinus sp. IW2-2015, 1337 nucleotides long. The record is from RefSeq and is a predicted model, not a curated record. Lineage: Eukaryota; Metazoa; Chordata; Actinopteri; Salmoniformes; Salmonidae.